AUGGCUAUUUCAACUGAAGAGGAAGUUGCCUCUACUAAUGAACAGUGGAAGAUGAAUUUCGAUGGUGCCUUGAACGCCUUGGGGCACGGAAUUGGGGUAAUUUUGGUCUCACAUAGUGGAAAGAACUAUCCUUUUACCAACCGAUUGAAAUUUGAUUGUACGAAUAACAUGGCCGAGUAUGAAGCAUGCAUCUUGGGUCUUAGAGAUGCCAUUGAGUGUAAAGUGGAAAAACUCAAAGUAUACAGGGAUUCAGCCCUGGUAAUUUAUCAACUCAGAGAAUUUGAGAAUGUGACAUUCCAUUACCUCCCUAGAGAAGAUAAUCAAAUGGCGGAUGCCCUGGCCACUUUGGUAGCAGCCUUCAAAGUCAAUGAACAUUCAAGCAUGAUUCCUAUUACAAUGCAAGCUUAUGGGUAUCCAGCCCAUUGCUAUAGCAUAGAAGAGGAAGAGGAUUUAAAUCCCUGGUAUUACGACAUCUUGCAAUAA
Molecule: messenger RNA, 483 nt
Organism: Hibiscus syriacus
Lineage: Eukaryota; Viridiplantae; Streptophyta; Magnoliopsida; Malvales; Malvaceae
Exons: 2
Coding region: 1-483 (160 amino acids)
Molecular function (GO): nucleic acid binding; RNA-DNA hybrid ribonuclease activity
Source: RefSeq, a predicted model, not a curated record